This is a messenger RNA of Vespula pensylvanica (western yellowjacket), 1582 nucleotides long. RefSeq lists its product as uncharacterized. The record is from RefSeq and is a predicted model, not a curated record. The transcript has 5 exons. Lineage: Eukaryota; Metazoa; Arthropoda; Insecta; Hymenoptera; Vespidae. Gene Ontology annotation, molecular function: protein binding. The coding region runs from base 498 to 1565 and encodes 355 amino acids.
UCCGUGAAGAUACGUAAUAAAAGACGAUACAAAUCUGUUUAUAUAUUAAUCAACAUUCUCUAAUUUUAUCGGAACGUGUUUGUAUUACGUAUUACAUUUUUAUCUUAUACGGUCUAUUGUUUUAUCGAAUAAAAUAUGAUUAAAGAGAAGGAGUAAAAAGAAAUCCGAUUAAACAUCAUUCGAAAAAAUUAAAUAAUCCUCCGUUGUACGUUAUUACGAAAAACUCGUCGUUGUUACAUUUUUUAAAAGUGUGUUUUGAAAAUUAAAUCUUAUCUUUUUAAAUAUUAUCUAUUUUAAAGAUAUUGGCUUUCGUGAUUGUAUAAUCUUGUAACAUUUUUUUUGCGUAAGCAUAAAUAUCAAAAAUGAUUUUCCCGUUUCACAUACUUCUUUUUUAGAUCAGUAUAGAAUAGACUUUAGAUUAUUCAAAAAUCCUUUGACAUAAUAUUGAUCAAUCGUUUGAAAAAUAUUAUAUUCUGUUAUAUUGGAUAUUAUUAAAUAUGGAGCAAAAUGUUAAUUAUUACGUUUUACGUUCCAUUUUUGAAUAUUUAAAUGGAUUGGAUUUGUCUAAUGCGUCGCAGGUUUGCAAAUCUUGGUUGGAAGUAGCUGAAGAUGAAAAAAGAAGAAGAGGUCCUUCGUGUGUUAUAAGAAACAGAAGAGAAAUGAAAUCCUAUAAAAAUUGGGAUGACAUAAAAAAAGAAAUGAUCGAAUGUUUCGCGAUUAAGCCUGCUUUAUGUAUGUUUUCUACUAAUUCAGCAAAGAAAGAUUCACAUUUACAAAAAUGCCAUUGCAAAUAUUUACCACAUAAUUGUUACACCGUAUCACUGGACACAGAGAGUUCUUCACUGGAGAAUGAGAAUCUCGUUGCUAUGUAUUUUCCUAAGAUACCAAAUAUACAAAUAUCAACGUUUACUUUUAAUAUGCAUCCUUGGACGAUGGGAAUAUACUGUGAAGAAUUAAAAACUUUGUUUGAUAAUUCUUUGAAUAACGCCGAUCAAUUGAAAACUGUUAUUGAAGCUUCUUUCGAUAACGAUUGUCACAAUACAAGCUGCUGGAUCUUAUUAUGCAAAAUAUAUUAUGGAACUUCUAUAGGAUUUGAUUUAUUGGAACAUUUCUAUAAAUGGUUUCCACGUAAAAGAAUUUCUAUAUGCGGUGGGAUUGUAAAUCAUCUAUCGGUUUGUAAUUCGGUACAUAAUUCACGUGUGUGUAAAAACAUGGCGGAAUGCGUUGCUAUUUUAAUAAGUGGUACUAAAAUGCAAAUCUGGACUGUAUCUUUGGAUGAAAUGAAUGAUAAUAAUGAAGACAUCGAAGAUAAACUCAAGAAUAUUAAAGAAAUUGUAAAGCUAAAGAAACACUCUAUCAUUUUUAUGUUUAUUUCUGAAUAUUGUAGUUCAGAUAUGGACAAUUUAGAAUUAAUUAUGUUUGAAUAUUUUCCAAGAGUGCCGGUAGUUAAAUAUUUAUGCAAUGGGGCAUUUGCAGGAGAAAAUUUAAAUGAAAAAUAUGUACAAGGUUGUAACGAUUUUGAGAACAUAAAUACUUCAGUACUUAUGAUACUCACAUAUGAUUAAGUACUUAAUGGAAAUGA